UGUGUCUGAAUUCCUAUUCUGGAUAAAAGUGCUCAUAAGAAUUACAUUUUGCAAUUAUUAAUUAUUAUUAAUUAGAGUCCUUGAACUGACCAUGUACUAUUUGCUGUCAAUAAUUGCACAGAUCAAUUGCAGUACAGACGUGUUCGUUCGUUCUCUUUCUUGAAAUGAUAUUUUAACCAAAAAGCACAUAGUGUUACAAAAGAAAUAACCACAUUAUGCCUCGUGGUUACUGAACAUAUUCUUAACAAAUGAUUCCACGCUGAGUAAAGCUGCACAUUGGAGAUCAGUGGUAUGUAGCAGUAAUCUCUGCCCUGUCAGGAGGAUCUUCACUGAUCCAACAAGGACUUUGUUAGAGACACGUCCCAGCUUGUCGGCAUUCACCAACCAGAGGAUGCAGUUUAACCCUGUUACUGACAGGAACAUCAGCCUGAGGCCAGAGGAGGGAAAUUACAUCUGCAUCGGCCGCUACAAAUGUUCAAAAAUGAUCAGUUUGAACUCUCCAGCUAGCCCUACGGACCACAAAUAAUAUAUAUAUAUAUAUGUACUGUACUGUAUAAAUCAUGUGCUGUGAUGCUACUACUUAGUUAGCACUGAUAACAAUGACAAAUCCUUUGCAGACUGUUAUAAAACAAAGAGCAGGGAAGGAAGAACUUCCCUGCUCUUUGUUUUCUAACAGUUAUUUUAUUGAGUGAUUUAUCCAUUCUUGUGUAUUUUAUAUUAUUUUGGCCCUUGUUUGAUGUGACGUGUUUGAGAGCAACAGAAAAAAAAAGGUUUUAAUUGUGGCUAUUUAUUUCCUAUAAGAUGUUGUUGUUUUUUUGUUUUUUUUCUAACUGUGGAAAAAAUCACACAUCAUGUGUCCCAUCAAUGUCGACAUACGUUUGCGUGGGAUGCAAAUCCAUCAGGGGAAUAUUUCUCUGAGUCAGUCACUGAGUAAAGGUAGUUGCCUAACACGCCCACUCCUCAGACGUCCACUCCUCAGACGUCCACUCCUCAGACGCCCACUCCUCAGCCUAUAUAAGUGCUUUACUGCAGUGCAGACAGGCAACAAACAAGGAUGAGGUCCUUCAGUGCGUGUGUUCUGCUGAGCCUGGCUGUGGCUGUUUACUGUGCCCCACAGCCAGAAAUUACGUUGCAGGAUGAAAACCUAGCAGAGAGCUACUUAAAGAAAUUUUUCAACCUCACGGAAGAAAAAGGUCCAACGUCCAGACGAGGUAUCAACCCCGUCACCAAAAAGUUGUCCGAGAUGCAAAGGUUCUUUGGUCUCCAGAUCACUGGGACACUGGACGCCGACACCGUAGCCAUGAUGAAGAAGCCCCGCUGUGGCGUCCCGGAUGGCAACCUCGCCCGUUUCUCUACAUUUGGAAGAGACCUCAAGUGGGAGAGGAACAGCCUGACCUACAGGAUCGAGAACUACACGCCUGACAUGUCCAGGUCUGAGGUGGACGGCUCCAUAGAGAAAGCACUGCAGGUUUGGGCCAAGGUCACUCCACUGAGGUUCACACGGAUCUACAGUGGCACCGCUGACAUCAUGAUCUCUUUUGGACGCCAAGCACACGGUGAUUAUUACCCCUUUGAUGGUCGUGACGGCACUCUGGCUCAUGCCUUUGCUCCUUCUAGUGGUAUCGGAGGAGACGCCCAUUUUGACGAAGAUGAGACCUUCACCUUCCGCUCCAAUUCAGGCUACGUCCUCUUCAUGGUCGCUGCUCACGAGUUUGGUCACUCUCUGGGCUUGUCUCAUUCGGAUGACCCUGGCGCUCUGAUGUACCCGACGUAUACAUACAGAAACCCUGAAACAUUUGUGUUACCCAAAGACGAUGUCAAUGGCAUCCAGUCUCUCUACGGUCCAAAUCCAGACAAAGAUCCAUCUGUGGUUGUUCCUCUGCCUCCUUCCACCCCUGACGCCUGUGACUCGACCAUGGUGUUAGACGCCGUCACUACCCUGCGAGGAGAGAUGUUCUUCUUCAAAGACAGCUUCUUCUGGCGCAGCUUACCCAACAGCAGGACACCACAGCAGAGCCUCAUCACAAGUUUCUGGCCCACUGCACCAGUCAAUAUUGAUGCUGCGUUUGAGAGCAGGCAUUCAGACAAGAUCUAUUUCUUCAAAGGUCGCAGAGUGUGGGCGUUCAGUGGCUAUACUCCAAAGAGAGGCUAUCCGAAAAAACUAACCACUUUUGGUUUGCCAAGAAGUGUUAGGAAAAUCGAUGCGGCCCUAAAUGACGUACAAUCUGGAAAGAUUCUUCUCUUCUCAGGGGAUUACUAUUACAGUUACGAUGAGGCCAGACGGGCCAUGGACCAGGGUUACCCCAAACGUGUUGAUCAGACCUUCUUUGGACUAAACUCCAAAGUGACUGCAGCCUUCCAGUACAGAAGUUUCACCUAUAUCUACAGUGGACCCUACAUGUUUGAGUACGACCUGAGGUCUGGCAGGUUGUACCGUGUGCUGAGGAACGCCUACUUCCUGCGCUGCACUAACUUCUAACAUUGUUGCUGUCAAGGGUUGGUGAAAGAGACUUUCACAUGGGAUGGGAGGGAAUGUAAAAGUAACAGUAUUAAAACAUAAAUAUAUUUAUAUAGGCUUGUGUAAUAUCCUUUAAAAUGUAUAAUUCCAUGAACUCUAAAGGCACUGUAUUCCAUUAUUAUUCCAAGUAUUUGAAUAAAUAUUUUUAUCUUUAUGUCCCACGUCUCCUUUCUAGUCAAUUUCAGAGACUAAACAGGAAGUGAUU
Molecule: messenger RNA, 2723 nt
Organism: Cynoglossus semilaevis (tongue sole)
Lineage: Eukaryota; Metazoa; Chordata; Actinopteri; Pleuronectiformes; Cynoglossidae
Product: collagenase 3-like
Exons: 10
Coding region: 1055-2479 (474 amino acids)
Biological process (GO): collagen catabolic process; proteolysis; extracellular matrix organization
Cellular component (GO): extracellular matrix
Molecular function (GO): metalloendopeptidase activity; zinc ion binding
Source: RefSeq, a predicted model, not a curated record